Molecule: messenger RNA, 1877 nt
Organism: Larimichthys crocea (large yellow croaker)
Lineage: Eukaryota; Metazoa; Chordata; Actinopteri; Sciaenidae
Product: globoside alpha-1,3-N-acetylgalactosaminyltransferase 1
Exons: 4
Coding region: 138-1193 (351 amino acids)
Biological process (GO): carbohydrate metabolic process
Cellular component (GO): vesicle; Golgi apparatus; membrane
Molecular function (GO): hexosyltransferase activity
Source: RefSeq, a predicted model, not a curated record
CUGAGGGUGGGUGGGGGGUAAGGAGGGUGAGCGAGAAGAUAUGUGAAGAAAAGGCAGUGGAAAAUAUUAUUAAAGCAAGGAGAAGAGGGAGAAAGAGGGGAGGAGCUUUGUGUGUUUAUCCACCAGCAGGUCACAGUAUGGCGCUGUUCACGUUCUGCAAGACACCCACAGGAGCAGUCAGAGUGACCAGACUACAACUGGUUCUGUACUGUUUUCUCCUGUCUCUUAUCAUAUACUUCCUCCAUGGACGUAAAGCCUCUGUUGGUGUAGAGUCACCUCAUCCUAUCUUUCAUGCCUUGGGAAUGGACAGGGGAAGAGUAAAGACAGACAAAACGGGUGUCAGGGCUGCGGUGCAACAAACUCCUCUGGAGACUCCAUGGGGUGCUCCUUUAGUGUGGGGUGACACCCGUAACUCAGCUUGGCGUAGGGCUAAAUUCGCACAACGAGAAAUCCGUACAGGUCUCCUGGCCAUCGUGGUGGGAACUUAUGCCAAGUUCAUCCACCGUUUCCUCUCUUCAGCUGAAACCUAUUUUCUCCCUGGUAAGAUGGUCACCUACUACAUUCUCACGGACAAUCCCCGUUCUCUGGAUCCCCCCAUCCAGUUAGGGCCUGGACGACAGCUGAAGGUGAUUCCUGUUGCAGAGUUGCCUGGAUGGAACAGGUUGGCCCAUCGCAGGAUGGACCUGCUUACUGAAGCCAUCAGAAACCCAAUCGGCAGUGAGGUAGUUUAUAUAUUCUGUGCUGACAUCGACCAGGAGUUUAUGGCCCCUGUGGGAGAGGAAAUCCUCGGAAACCUGGUAGCCACGUUGCACCCAGAGCUAUAUGGGAUGCCACGAAAUGCAUUUCCUUACGAAAUCGAAGAAAGCUCAUCAGCUUGCGUGCAGGAAGAUGAAGGAGACUACUACUACACAUCUGAGUUGUAUGGAGGAUUGGUUUCUGAGAUGUACAAACUGUCUCGAGCCUGCUCUUUGCUAAUUCUACAGGACAGGGCUAAUGGGGUAACAGCAAGGGGCCUUGAGGAGAGUUACCUAAACCGCUACCUGAUCAACAACAGGCCAACCUGUGUGCUGUCACCCGAGUACAGCUGGUGGGACUCGGCCCUGUCUGCUGAUGUACCUGUACAGCGGCUAGUUUCCUUGGGAAGGCAAUGUGAGGCUGAAGGCAAGCAGAAAAGGAAGGAGCAUAGAUGUUGAAUUAAUGUAAAAAGAGGGUUCUGCUGGCCAAACCUAAUGAAGUAUGGAUGUAGAUCUCCCUCCCACAUGAAGAACUACUGUUUAUAGAGUAAAAUUUCUUUUUGAAGAAGGUCAGGUAGCAAAUAAUGUUAUAACAGGACAGGAGAUAAUGGGAAAAAAGAAGAGAAAGCACAUAAUCUAGACAUCUUCAUCCAGUUCAUAAUUCCAUACUCCAUUUAAUUUGAUGUUCUAUUAGCCGAUAAAUGUCACCUACAAUCCCAAAGACGAAAACUGCACAAUCUGCUCUCAAUUAAAGACCCAUAUGUGUAAACAGCAUCUCUGUGUGCCUGCUAUCUCUUCCACAGCAGACAAAAAAGAAAUUGACCUGUCUCUUUAAAAGAAGCGCUGUCCUCUCCAUUAAUGUCAGCCCCAGAGAUACUGCUCCAGUGGCUUUGUGGCGAGCAGCGAUAAGAGUCAACAGUGUAAGUGCACACUUUCCCCACAGUGGCCAAUCAUUAACUGGAAGAGCUGCUGUUUCAAGGUCUUUAAAUACCAGGUGGGGGAAAAAUGGAAACAACAGGAUGCUGUUAAAUAUGCAUAGAAGUUACAAUGUUAGCUAAAAUAAUUCUGAAAUCAAUCACAUUGUUUCAGGGUGUAUUGAAAUGGUUUUCUGUUAUAUUUCCCAUCUAAAAAGGUAAACUCAAA